UAUAUUAUUAUGUAAUUAAAACAAAACUUCUCUUGAACUAUAAAAGAACAAAAUUAAGUGUUAAAAUUCAAUAAUACCAAUGAAAUAACAAACAAUAAAUUCGCAAAACUUCAAGAAAAUUGACUUCUUGAUGCAGUUUAAAAAUUGCUGAAGAUGCAACAACAGCACGAGCAACGACAUGAUAUCACCACCGAUUGUUGUUAUCAGCAAUGGGCUUCUCAUCAGAGUCAUCAUGCACAAUCCAUGACGAAUGUACCAUCUCCAAUGCAACAAAUGGAAGCAUGUUUGCAAUCUGCGGGAAGGGUGAAGCGAUCCCGCAGCCCAAACCCGAAGGGUUCGCUAACUCCACAAGUCACGAAUUCUUCGAUUUCGUCAACUACCGUGGAACCCCGUAACGACAGCAACAAUAACAAUCAUCAUCACAGCGAUCAUCAUCCGAGUGAGAAUGGUACGAAUUCGACGGAAGAAGUUAGCCCGAAGAGGCCUCUUCACCCUGCACUCGUUGGCGCUGGAGCAGCCCUCGAAGCGAAACCACUUUGGGAAGAAUUUCACCAAUUGGGAACGGAAAUGAUUGUUACCAAAGCUGGUAGAAGAAUGUUUCCUACUUUUCAGUGUCGAUUCUUUGGCUUGGAUCCUACUAUCGAUUAUCUACUAGUAAUGGAUUUCGUACCUUGCGAUGACAAGAGGUACAGAUACGCAUUUCACAGUAGCGCCUGGGUAGUUGCUGGUCGAGCAGAUCCAGUCUCACCCCCCAGAAUUCACGUACACCCUGAUAGUCCUGCGAACGGAGCUCACUGGAUGAAGCAACCGGUUUCUUUCGACAAGCUGAAACUCACAAACAAUCAACUAGACGAUAACGGACAUAUAAUCUUGAAUUCAAUGCAUCGAUACCAACCUCGAUGCCACGUAGUAGUGGCACCUUCACCACCAGGUUCUGCUCCCGAUCCUCGCACGGAGAAUUUCAAAACGUUCACCUUUCCGGAGACGCGAUUCACUGCAGUCACCGCUUAUCAAAAUCAUCGCAUUACACAGCUCAAGAUCGCUAGCAAUCCGUUUGCAAAAGGUUUUCGUGAUUGUGAAUCGGACGAGUGUGACUCGGUUGCAGUUUCCAAUAUGCAAAAUCCUGCAAAAAGACCUGCCACCGGAAGUACCAGCGUUUUGUCAUCGAACUACGUAAACACCAUACCCACCGUGCAAAUUCCAAGUAUAUCGAGUCAAGACCAUCAUCAAUUCUACGGUGCGACUGCAGCAGGACCUUGGACUUAUCCUGGACAUCAUGGACAACCAACUACCCACAUGAAUUCCGUUCACUAUCCUGCACAUCCUCAUCAUCCUCAUACCGGACCAUCGUUGUACGGACCACGGUAA
Eufriesea mexicana is the source of this 1368-nucleotide messenger RNA. RefSeq names its product T-box transcription factor TBX10. The transcript has 4 exons. Gene Ontology annotation, cellular component: chromatin; nucleus. The record is from RefSeq and is a predicted model, not a curated record. Lineage: Eukaryota; Metazoa; Arthropoda; Insecta; Hymenoptera; Apidae. The coding region runs from base 154 to 1368 and encodes 404 amino acids. Gene Ontology annotation, biological process: positive regulation of DNA-templated transcription; regulation of transcription by RNA polymerase II; cell fate specification. Gene Ontology annotation, molecular function: RNA polymerase II cis-regulatory region sequence-specific DNA binding; DNA-binding transcription factor activity, RNA polymerase II-specific.